AUGCUGUCGCGCGCCCGGAGCACCUCCGGCUACCGCCACGUCCGCGCCAGCCCCUCCGGGGUGUAUUACGCGGAGAUCCGCUCCGGUGAUACACGCCUCGGUCUCGGGACGUUCGAGACCGCCCACGACGCCGCCCGCGCGUAUGAAGCGGCGUCGUGGUGCCUCAGGAGGCCACGGGCGCAGAUGAAUUUCUCAGACGCGCGGACGCGCCAGCAGGCGCAGGACCUCACGCCUUCGCCGCGACUAAUCACCGCGGAGGACCGCUGCAUCCAUCGUAGACUGGGGCGCCGCCUCCUCAUCGCCGAGGCGGAUGAGCACGCCAUGACAGCGUGGCGCAAGCGCUUCCCAGAGGAUGUCGCCGCCAAGAACGAGUUCUGGGCGCAGCGAGCCGUGGAUCGGGCGGACAGGCGUGAGCGGAAGGCACUGGCGGUAGCGCAGUGUGAACUGGGAUCUGCGUCGACCUUUUACGACAAUUAUCCUCGGUGGGAAGACGCGUUUCUGUCGUUGGAUUGA
This is a messenger RNA of Aegilops tauschii subsp. strangulata, 513 nucleotides long. RefSeq lists its product as uncharacterized. Gene Ontology annotation, molecular function: DNA-binding transcription factor activity; DNA binding. Gene Ontology annotation, biological process: regulation of DNA-templated transcription. The record is from RefSeq and is a predicted model, not a curated record. NCBI's taxonomy places the organism in Eukaryota, Viridiplantae, Streptophyta, Magnoliopsida, Poales, Poaceae.